Aspergillus candidus is the source of this 551-nucleotide messenger RNA. RefSeq names its product NADH:ubiquinone oxidoreductase 6.6kD subunit. Bases 93 to 317 code for a protein of 74 amino acids. Gene Ontology annotation, cellular component: mitochondrion. The transcript is spliced from 4 exons. The record is from RefSeq and is a predicted model, not a curated record. Lineage: Eukaryota; Fungi; Ascomycota; Eurotiomycetes; Eurotiales; Aspergillaceae.
ACGUGACCGGCAUCGGAACCUCACCACCAGCGAUAGGUCCAACGACAGGUAGGAUCUCAAGAUCCACAAGCUUCACAUCCACAACCGCAACCAUGGCCGGUCCUAGCAAGUCCAUGAUCUUGGACCCCGCUCUGCAGAAAUAUUACGAGGUUAACGCCAACCGCUACAAGUACUUCCGCUGGACGCCGCGCAAUGCCUGGUUCUCCUUCAUCUUCAUGGCCGUGAUCCCCGGCUCGCUGACCUACCUUACCUACAAGACGGAGGGCAAGGUGGAUUUCCGCGGCAAGCGGAGGGGCGAUACCCUCAGUGAGUGGUAAAUCAGUUACCAGGCGGCAGGUUGUUGUUUUAUUUUUUGAAAAUGCCGGAGUCGUGUUUUCAGUCUGCGAGUUGUUUCCUACGGUUGAAAUGGUAUCGCAUCCGCUGCCUCGGCAGUAGGGGCUCGCUGGACGUGUAUCUAUUACCAGAAUAUACCGCAUCGAUGGUUCUCGUUUGUCUGCGAUUUCUUUUUCCAGGGGUGUUUUUAGAUCGGAAGCCACAAUGCUAUUCAUUAU